AUGGUGAAGUUGGGGCGCCUUACCGCCAGGCUCGGGCGCUGCCUGGGGUCGCCGCCCGCGGCUUCGCGCCCCGAGCUCGCUCGCAGGGGCGCCUCCGGCGCAGCAGAGGCGGCUCCGACCUCCUUCUCCGCGCGGGAGCGACUGAAGCGGCCAGACGAGUUGCCGGGCCCGGGGGUGCUUGGAUCCAUCUACUGGCUGUUCCUGAGGGGCUACCUGCUGCACACGCACCGCCUGCAGGUCAUUUCCAAGAAGCUCUAUGGCCCCAUUUGGAGAUCCCAGUUUGGCUCUUACGUUAAUAUCAACAUUGGCAGUCCUGAAAUCUUAGAGGAGCUGUUGCGUCAGGAAGGGAAGUAUCCCAUGCGGAGUGACAUGGCUCUCUGGAAGGAACACCGGGACAAACGUCAGCUUCCUUAUGGCCCCUUCACAGAGGAAGGGGAGCGCUGGUACCGCCUGCGGCAGGUGCUGAACAAGAGGAUGCUCAAACCCUCAGAGGCUGUGUUGUAUGCAGAUGCCAUCAAUGAGGUGGUGUCUGACCUGAUCGUGCUUCUGGAGAAUGAGAGGAAAAAGAGCCCCACGGGCGUAAUGGUCCAAGAUAUGGCCAAUAUAUUUUACCGAUUCGCCUUGGAAGGCAUCUCCUACAUCCUCUUUGAGACCCGCAUUGGCUGCCUGGAGAAGCAGAUUCCUGGCGAGACACAGCGCUUUAUUGAUGCUAUUGGCUUCAUGUUUAAGAACUCUGUCUAUGCCACCAUCCUACCCAAGUGGACCCGGGAUGUGCUGCCUUACUGGAACCGCUACCUGCAGGGCUGGGAUAUUAUCUUUGGCUUCGGGAAAAAAAUGAUAGAUAAGAGGAUGCUGGAACUGGAGGAGCAGCUGGCACGGGGUGACGAGAUCUCAGGCUACCUAUCCUACCUACUGUCCAGUGGAAGGAUUAGUCGUGAAGAAGUCUAUGGCAGUAUAGCUGAGCUCCUGAUGGCUGGUGUGGACACGACAUCCAAUACCCUCUCAUGGGCCAUGUACCAUCUGUCCAAAAAUCUGGACAUCCAGGAAGCCUUAUACCAAGAAGUGACCAACGUGGUACCCAAAGACAGGGUCCCAACUGCUGAGGAUAUCACCAAGAUGCCAUUGCUUAAGGCUGUAAUCAAGGAGACCCUCAGGCUCUAUCCUGUGGUUCCCACUAAUGCCCGAAUCAUUGCAAAAGAUGAUGCAAUUGUUGGAGGAUACAAGUUUCCAAAGAAUACCCUCUUUGUGCUGGCCCACUACGCUCUGUCACACGACGAGACCAACUUCCCUGAGCCGGAGUGCUUCAAGCCACGCCGCUGGCUGCGAAAUGAGAGGGAGUUGUCCCCCCACCCCUUCAGCUCCAUUCCCUUUGGCUACGGAGUGAGGGCUUGUGUGGGGCGCCGCAUUGCUGAGCUCGAGAUGCAUCUGGCACUUGCCCGGCUCAUCCGGACAUUCUCAGUUGAGCGUGAUCCCCAGCGCACAGAGGUGAAGGCCCUCUCCCGCAUUGUGCUUGUGCCAGACAAACCUAUUAACUUGGUGUUGGUUGACAGACAGAUGGACAGACAGAGCUUCAAGUGAACCUCCAGCAUCCUCUGGACAGACUGCAAAGACUUAAAGCACUGAUUGUAUGAAGUGCUCCUGCCCUGGCCAGCCAGCCAGCGGAUCCUUCCAUGCCCAGAUCACCGUGAGCCUCUGAUUGCAUCAGCAGUUUUAUUGAGUUCUUCUGUGCAUCCUUGGAGGCUGAGCACUGCAUUCCGCUCCCACUUCAUGCUUGCAGUGUGCACUUGCAUGCGCCAGUGGGGAUGAUAGCUUAGCCCGUGCCUGCAGAACUGGCUGAUUCGCUGCUUCCCUUUUUCCUUUUCUCCUGCUGCUUCCCUGUUCCUGUUCUCAAGAUGUUGGUGCCAAGAAAUAUGGUUGCUGUUGCUGUUAGUCGUGAAGUCGUGUCCGACCCAUCGCGACCCCAUGGACAACAUUCCUCCAGGCCUUCCUGUCUUCCACCAUCCCCCGGAGUCCACUUAAGCUCACAGAAAUAUGGUAGCGGUUACUAAAACGAUCCCUUCUUCCUCCACAACAUACUGCCUCCUGCUCUUUGCUUGACUGCAGGAGCUAGACCUCUUGGUGCAUUUAUUUUCCCCACGGAAUUGUAUUUUAUUUUGAAAUAAAAGUGAAAAAUACAAGCAACAGAAAAAGAAUACACAUAACAAAAGGACAAGAGGGUGAAAGAAAUAAAGAAGCUGACUGAUUA
Varanus komodoensis (Komodo dragon) is the source of this 2245-nucleotide messenger RNA. RefSeq names its product sterol 26-hydroxylase, mitochondrial. NCBI's taxonomy places the organism in Eukaryota, Metazoa, Chordata, Lepidosauria, Squamata, Varanidae. Gene Ontology annotation, molecular function: oxidoreductase activity, acting on paired donors, with incorporation or reduction of molecular oxygen; heme binding; monooxygenase activity. The transcript has 9 exons. The record is from RefSeq and is a predicted model, not a curated record. Gene Ontology annotation, biological process: glucocorticoid biosynthetic process; cholesterol metabolic process; cortisol metabolic process. Bases 1 to 1578 code for a protein of 525 amino acids. Gene Ontology annotation, cellular component: mitochondrial inner membrane.